Molecule: messenger RNA, 1485 nt
Organism: Brenthis ino (lesser marbled fritillary)
Lineage: Eukaryota; Metazoa; Arthropoda; Insecta; Lepidoptera; Nymphalidae
Source: the annotation of a GenBank genome assembly
AUGCGUGUUUUAGUUUUUUCGGUAGCGAUAGCCCUUCUGGGUGCCGCGCUCGGAGAUGAUAUUCCUACGGAAGAUAAUGUGCUUGUACUCACCAAAGCUAAUUUUGAUUCUGUUGUUUCCUCUACGGACUUCGUUUUAGUAGAAUUCUAUGCACCAUGGUGUGGACACUGCAAAUCGCUCGCACCGGAGUAUGCCAAGGCUGCUACAAAAUUGGCAGAAGAAGAAUCUCCUAUUAAGUUGGCUAAAGUUGAUGCAACUCAGGAACAAGACAUUGCUGAAUCUUACAAAGUCAAAGGUUACCCUACACUGAUCUUCUUUAAGAAAGGAACCCCUAUUGAUUAUUCUGGUGGCCGCCAAGCUGAUGAUAUUAUAGCAUGGUUGAAGAAGAAGACUGGCCCUCCUGCUGCUGAAGUCACUUCUGCUGAACAAGCCAAGGAGCUCAUUGCUGCUAACAAUGUCAUUGUAUUUGGUUUCUUCCCCGAUCAAGAUUCAGAGAAAGCUAAGGCUUUCUUAAAUACUGCUGGAUUAGUUGAUGAUCAAGUAUUCGCUAUUGUAUCUGAUGAAAAAGUAAUUGAAGAACUCGAAGCCAAGGCAGAAGAUGUUGUUCUAUACAAAAACUUUGAAGAUCCACGUAACAAGUUUGAAGGAGAAGAGUUCAAUGAAGAUUCUCUCAAGGCCUGGGUGUUCGUUCAGAGUAUGCCAACCAUUGUGGAAUUCUCCCACGAGACCGCUUCAAAGAUCUUCGGUGGUCAGAUCAAAUACCACCUGCUUUUGUUCCUGUCCAAGAAAAAUGGCGAUUUCGAGAAGUACCUCGAUGAUCUGAAACCCGUUGCCAAGAACUACCGCGACAAGAUCAUGUUCGUCGCCAUCGACACUGAUGAAGAUGAUCACCAGAGAAUCCUGGAGUUCUUCGGCAUGAAGAAGGAUGAGGUGCCCUCCGCCCGUCUCAUUGCUCUGGAACAGGACAUGGCUAAGUACAAGCCUACAAGCGAUGAGCUCAGUGCUAACUCUAUUGAGGAAUUCGUGCAAUCCUUCUUCGCGGGUACCCUGAAACAACACCUUCUCAGCGAAGAGCUGCCCGCCGACUGGGCCGCCAACCCCGUCAAGGUGCUCGUCGCUUCUAACUUCGAUGAAGUCGUCUUCGAUAACACCAAGAAGGUCCUAGUGGAGUUCUACGCACCAUGGUGCGGACAUUGCAAACAGUUGGCUCCAAUCUACGACAAGUUGGGAGAGCACUUUGAGAAGGACGACGAUGUCGUUAUCGCCAAGAUCGAUGCCACCGCCAACGAGCUCGAGCACACCAAGAUCACCUCCUUCCCAACCAUCAAGCUGUACACUAAAGAUAACCAGGUGCGCGAGUACAACGGCGAGAGGACGCUGAGCGGCCUCACCAAGUUCGUGGAGACCGAGUCCGAGGGGGCGGAGCCGGUGCCCUCUGUGAGCGAGGAUGAUGAAGACGACGACGCGGCGCCAAGAGAUGAGUUA